UUACCCUAACUCAUCACUCAAAGCUAGUCUCAGACAAGUGACUACAAGACCGGACUAGCAACUCAACUAUCAGCCUUUAAACCUGAACCAGGGCUUCCAUAACCAUGAAUACAAUCUUCGUCUUUUUGAUCUUGAGCAGUUUGGUAAUUGCAGGUCAGAUGACCACAUGCAAUCUGUGCUGGACUCUUGGCUCAACCCAAUGCUGUGGCGAAAACCAGCUUCAAUGUGAUGGAUCAGGUUGCAUGACCUCGUCGGAGUACUGCAAAAUCAGCAGUGUGGAGUAUAAAACAAUAAUGAAAGGCUGUUCAUUUCCACCAUUAUGUGAUAAAUGCUUUUCUGUAACAACCAAAGAUGACUUUCUAAUCCGAGUGAGCAACGCAUGUGGGGAAGGAGAUGGCAGCAAUGCACAAGUGAACUAUAACACCAACAUUUGUGACAGUCAGUUACAACCAAACAAUUAUCAGUGUCCAAGCUGCUUCACAAAUAGCACCACCGAAGGCUGUGAGAGCACAGGAUUUGUGGACUGCCUUGGAUUAGAAGGGCAAUGUCUGGAUUAUGGUGGAAGUGUUAUUCUGUCUGAUGGAAUACCAAGGAACGUGUCAAUUAAAGGAUGCGUUACCAGCGGUGGUUGUGACAUUGGGUUUUCAGGAAUACCCGGAGGCAAGCAAAUUAAUCUUGUCCGGAUUAUUUGUACACCUGCAAUACCAAAAGCAUAGAAUGUGGUAUAUCACUACACAAGAAAUGCACAUCAGACCCUGUAUCAUUAAGGAAUAAGAAAUCAAAAUAAGAAUGAAAUGUAGAAAAAAUAUGCUUUGCAUAAGAACGCUGUCAAUUAAAUCCAUCACUGAAAAGGAAAUAGUCUAUGUGCUUAAUAAAUCUUAACAGAA
Molecule: messenger RNA, 887 nt
Organism: Rana temporaria (common frog)
Lineage: Eukaryota; Metazoa; Chordata; Amphibia; Anura; Ranidae
Product: protein RoBo-1-like
Exons: 5
Coding region: 105-716 (203 amino acids)
Source: RefSeq, a predicted model, not a curated record